CUGACUCAGCUGUCGCAUUUUCUCUGCACGUUGAAUAGAGCUGCAUCAAAUUAUCAAGCUUUCAGGGUUGUUGUUGAUCAAAUCUUGUAGCGCGGAAUAAGCUACGCUUAAUAUCGUCAUGGCUGAUACUUUCAAGGCUCUUUUAGGUGAGACUCUCGUUGGGACGGACAAAGGGAUCGAGGCUAUCUGUGGCGAAGGCAAGACGGUCGGCAUCUAUUUCUCGGCGCACUGGUGUCCGCCAUGCCGUGGAUUUACACCCAAAUUGGCAGAAUUCUACAAGAAGCUUCACACCGAGAAAAACUUCGAAAUAGUUUUCGUGAGUUCGGACAAGUCAGAGGACGAAUUCCAGAAGUACCACAAAGAAAUGCCAUGGUUAGCUUUGCCGUUCGCCGAUCGUAAUCGAAAGAACAAACUUUCAAAGAAGUUCAAGGUUUCAGGAAUUCCAACACUGGUCCUUUUAGAUGGAAAGGAUGGCAAAGUAAUAACAAAGGAUGCCCGUAGUAAACUCUUGGAGGACUCAGCUGGUGAAGACUUUCCAUGGCGACCCAAAGGAAUCGCUGACGUAAUGAAAGGUGUAAAACUGGUGAACAAUAAACAAGAAGAAAAAUCUUUUGAAGAUCUGGCUGGAAAGGUCAUCGGAUUUUACUUUUCUGCUCACUGGUGCCCACCUUGCAGAGGCUUUACGCCAAAGUUGAUAGAGACCUACAGCAAAAUAAAAGACCAAGGCAAGCCUUUUGAAAUCAUUUUUGUGAGUUCAGACCGUACAGAUGACAGCUUCAAUGAAUACUUCAAAGACAUGCCAUGGCUUGCUGUACCAUUUGGAGAUCCGACGAUGAAAACUACUCUGUCCUCUCAUUUUGGUGUCCAAGGUAUUCCUACCUUGAUCAUUGUGGAUGAGAACUACAAAAUCUUAAGUUCAAAUGGCCGAGGCCUUGUCUCAAAUGACUCAGAUGGAGAAAAUUUUCCAUGGAAACCCAAGCCUUUAAAUUGUCUGGAUGAAAUGACAGUUAGCACUGUGAAUGAUGAGGCAUGCCUGAUUUAUUUCACAGAUGGUGAUGAUGCAUCUAUCAGUGAUGCUCAGCAAAUCAUCCACCCUGUGGCUGAACACUACUUCAAAAUGGCAGAUCCACCUUUGCAGUUCUUCUACACCAAAGGAGAUGAAGUCUCUGACAGCUUGCGUGAGUUUGGCCAGUUUCCUGAGGACGAUAAUCUACUGGCGAUACUUGAUGUCCCAAAUCAAAUGCAUUACGUCUCAGAGGAGACUGAAUUGACCAGAGAGGCUGUGGAGAAGUUUGUGAAUGAUUUUGCCAAUGAUAAACUGGAAGGGAAGACACUAAAAGGCUGAAUUACUAUGACAUUUUAAUAGUAGUGUUAUUUUUCAUUUGACUGUCGGAAAUAAUUCUGUUUGAUUUUCUUCGGUUUAUGUUUUAUCAACCCUGAAUUUGAUUCAGAAAACUCGGGUGCAAUGUUCUGACCAGUUAGAAGCAAAACUACUGUUUUAACUAAGUUGCCAACAAUGUGUUCACUUGAAUUACGUGCAUGCACACUGUAUGCAUGUACCUUUUGAUGUAACUGCCCAUGUUACAUGGUUUUUGCCACAAAUUCUUGUUAGCUUGUUGUGCUUUUUGGGGCUGUUGUGACAGGCUAUAGCAAUGGCAAAUAAAUACAACAUUAGUUUAAUUUGUCCUUAGUCAAAUUCCAAAGAUUGUUUUUUAAUAAACAACUACAGAGAGCAGCAGAAUUAUUUUCAGCUUUCUUGGAGUUAUUUCAGCACAGUCAUUUGAAAACCACAUUUCUGUCAAUUUGCAUUUUAAUGUCAAUUUUGUUAGCCAUUGUAAUGUGUUAACGUAUGCCUGUAAGGCAAUGAGUCUGUAACUGUAAAAUAAAGUAAUUUAUUAACUGCACAUUUGUCUUGGCAAUGAGAAAUUAGGAAUAAAUGGUUAAAAUUAAGGUAACACUAAUAAUAAUGAUAAUUCUAUGUAUUUGCACUGACUGUUGACAGCAGUCAUAAUUAUUUGUUAGUGACAAAAUAUAAUUGAUAUUAUUGUUUUCUAUUCACACAACGAAAUAUUACAUGUACUGAUUAUGGUUGCAGUCAGUGACCAAGUGUGUUAAAAUAAGCUCUGAUAGUUUAAUAAGCAAAAAUUGUGUGGUAGGAAAAACAGUAUUGUCAUCAAACAUUUUGUCCUUUUUCCAAGACGAAAAGAUAGGUCCGCAAAGCUUACACGGAAGUUGACAGACUUUCCAAAGUAACUAUUUUCCUAUAGUCUAUUUUAUGCUCAUGGCAAUGGCUAGUGUGUUUCUAAAUCGCUAAAAUAAUAAACCUGGUGUGAAGUUUUGACAUUAAAGGUUUGUUCAGUAGCUGAA
Orbicella faveolata is the source of this 2367-nucleotide messenger RNA. Its product is annotated as nucleoredoxin-like. Gene Ontology annotation, molecular function: thioredoxin-disulfide reductase (NADPH) activity. Gene Ontology annotation, cellular component: nucleus. Gene Ontology annotation, biological process: negative regulation of Wnt signaling pathway; negative regulation of protein ubiquitination. NCBI's taxonomy places the organism in Eukaryota, Metazoa, Cnidaria, Anthozoa, Scleractinia, Merulinidae. The record is from RefSeq and is a predicted model, not a curated record.